Orbicella faveolata is the source of this 1357-nucleotide messenger RNA. Its product is annotated as lactadherin-like. The record is from RefSeq and is a predicted model, not a curated record. NCBI's taxonomy places the organism in Eukaryota, Metazoa, Cnidaria, Anthozoa, Scleractinia, Merulinidae.
UUUGUUUUCUUUUAAGAUGUUCAGAGGGAAUAUGAAUCGAUUUGGAAUCGUUUUUCAUCGCAUCAACAGGCCGUUUAUAGCGAAUCACGUUCGUUUUUAUCCUCGUGGGUGGUACAGCUGGAUUUCAAUGAGAGUUGAAAUUUAUGGAUGCCCAUCAGCUGGUCUCUGUAAUGGUGCCCUAGGCCUUCAAAGUGGCCGCUUGAAGAAUGGACAAAUUACUGCCUCCUCUACGUGGCCAGGCCUCUAUACUUGGCGCGCGAGAUUGCAUCACGCCCAGGCCUGGUGCGCACGCUAUAAUAACCACAACCAGUGGCUUAAGUUCGACUUCCGUCGCCCUACCAAGGUGAUAGGAAUGGCCAUACAGGGGAGGUCUAAUGCCCAUCAGUGGGUCACCAGGUUCCUAUUACAUUCAAGUCAAGACAAUGUCCACUGGGCUGUGUACAGAUAUAAAAAUAAUGACAAGGUACGAUCCGCCCCUUCCAACUGGUUUCACUCAGACGAUUGGAGACAAAAAAUUAAAUUCUAUACCUUAAUUUUUUUCGUAGCCAUUAUUUUGAAUAAUUUUGGCGGAGCAGCCAAUCAUAGGUAUCGCAUAAUAAUUUUUACAACAGCAUUUGUAGCCACUUGCAAUCAGUCAGCAUUUGUAGUCAGCCACAUCAAGAGCACAUUAUUCUGGAGUAUUUAUGCUUGUCACCAAGGACCCACUUCUUUUACUUUAUCUGUCACGUUCUUGUUGCAGUACUUCCCGGGAAGCCGUGACCAACAUUCAGUGACCACAAUGCCAAUAAACCCAGCCAUCUUAGCGAGAUAUCUGAAAAUCCAACCUCGUGGAUGGCGCAGUCACAUUUGUAUGAAAGUUGAGUUUUAUGGCUGCCCAGCAGACAAUUGUUUCAUGCCACUCGGAAUGCAAGAUGGUCGCAUUACCAAAUCCCGCCUCCGUGCAUCGUCCAUGUACAACAAGUACUACGGACCUUACAACGCGCGAUUGCAGGCGCGAAACUAUGGUUCCACGCGCGGGGGCUGGAUAGCACGAAUAAGGAACACUCAACAGUGGAUACAGGUGGACUUGGAGAAAGUUGCUACCCUCAAGGGUGUGGCUACACAGGGGCGAUUUGACGCAAAUCAAUACGUGAAGUCUUACAUUGUCACCUACAGCCGAAACGGAAGGCGGUUCGUUCCUUACAGAGAAGGACGUCGAACAAGGCUUUUUAGUGCCAACAGUGACAGAUACCACGUUGUUACACGUCGCUUUAUAAAACCGUUCAAGGCCCGCUUUGUGAGACUUCAUCCAAAAUCCUGGUACAGUUACAUAUCCUUGAGAAUGGAGCUGUAUGGUUGCAGGCACGGUGAGUUUUAA